CGCUGGCGGCCGCCGUCGAGGGGUGCGAGGGCGUCUUCCAUGUCGCCUCCCCCGUCCCUGCGGAUAAGAUCGCCGAUCCUGAGUCAGAAGUCAUGGUGCCUGCCGUGAAGGGCACCUUAAAUAUUCUUGAGGUUUGUUCAUCUCUGAAGGUUCAGAAGGUUGUGGUGGUGUCAUCCACUGCUGCCGUUCAUUAUGAUCCCAACUGGCCUCAGGGUAAACCCAAAGACGAGAGUUGCUGGUCGGACAGAAAAGUUUGCCGGGACAAUGAGAUCUGGUAUUGUCUUGCUAAAACUGUUGCUGAAGAGACAGUUUGGGAAUAUGCAGAGAAGAACGAGCUAAAUGCUGUUACAGUAUGCCCUUGUAUUGUUUUGGGGCCACAAUUGCAACGUGUUGUCAAUACUACAAGCGAACUCCUUCUCUAUGUCAUAAAAGGAGGUCCUAAUGUGUUGAAUGACAUGCUGUGGCACAUAGUCGAUGUCCGUGAUGUGGCGGAUGCCCUGCUUCUGGUAUAUGAGAAACCGGAAUCAUCCGGGAGGUAUAUCUGCGCACCGAAUUACAUUAGCGCAAAGGCUAUGCUGGAGUUUCUAAAGAAGAGGUACCCUGACUACAACUAUGUAAAAUGCAAGGCUGAUGUGCAUCAGAACUCUCGUAUCACGCCGAUCGUGUCGGGAAAAUUGAGUGAUCUGGGCUGGAAGCCGAGGGCACUGGAGGAGACGCUUCUGGACAGCAUCGAAUACCACCGGAAGACGGGAAAUCUGCAGGAUGUGGAGGGACAGACCUACCGCCUUCCUGAUAUUUUCCGUCAUUUUCAAGCUGCCAACGAAUGAGUCGAGAGCGCAGAGCGGCAGUGGACAGUGCUUUAUACUUAUGUCAUUGUCCUUGUGACUGCUGAAUAUUUUAGGAAAUAGUUAAGGAUCUGCUGGGAAGAUGAUAGGAGACCAGAGAGAGUGAAGCUGCUCGUUGCCUCGCCGUAGAUUGGUUGUGGCAAACACAACUUUACGGUUCAGGAUCGUAUCCCCUGAUUUUCUGCUGUGCUGUGUCCACUGUCCAGGUUUCAUAAAUGACGCAAACUGUAUUACAAAUAUUGUUCAGAACAUUUUACACUUUGCCGCUC
Triticum urartu is the source of this 1114-nucleotide messenger RNA. Lineage: Eukaryota; Viridiplantae; Streptophyta; Magnoliopsida; Poales; Poaceae. The record is from RefSeq and is a predicted model, not a curated record.